Colletotrichum spaethianum is the source of this 1524-nucleotide messenger RNA. RefSeq lists its product as uncharacterized. The record is from RefSeq and is a predicted model, not a curated record. The transcript has 4 exons. The coding region runs from base 1 to 1524 and encodes 507 amino acids. Lineage: Eukaryota; Fungi; Ascomycota; Sordariomycetes; Glomerellales; Glomerellaceae.
AUGGGCAACCAAAAGCGCUCUAAAGACAAGGGCUUCGCCUUUGUCAUCACCGACACGUCCGGAAGAACAAACUCUGAGGAUCGGAAGCUGAUCCGCAGCCAUGUCAUGCGAGGCAAGAAUAGGCGAGCUACCUGUGCGAACCCCGUGAAUCCAAAGCGUUCCUCUUCAUGGGUAACUCAUGACACCACCGAACCUGUUCAAGAAACCAACCAACUGUACCACGUUCCAAACGAUUUGUACAUGUUUCAAUUUGCCGAAGACGUCGAUGCCGGCUCCCGGGCCAUGCUCUUUGAAUUUUACGGGGUUAUCAAGGAGACGAUGUACCCGAUUGAAUGGUGUCUCAGCCUCGACUCGAGCAAAAACCCAUGGUUCUACUGGUUGAUGUCCGAUGCCGCCUUUUUGCAUUCGAUUUUGUUCACCGUUGGCCUCCUACACGACUCCAUCGUGGGCAAGACGAGCAAGAGAACCAGCUUCCACGUGUGGAAGACGUUAAGCCUCCUGAACCAGAAUAUCUCUGAUAAAGAUUUGGCCCUGGCUGAUUCCACCAUCGCGACCGUUGUCUCUAUGUGCAUGGUGUCAGAGGUCUUUGGAGACCGCGAUAGUGCCGCUGCACACGUCAAAGGCAUGCGUCGGAUUGUUGAGCUACGAGGUGGCAUCGAGACCUUUCGGCAUAACCUGCAGCUAAAGAUCAAGAUAUGUCGUGUGGACAUCGGCUGGUAUCUAUGUACUGGAGAGAAACCACACUACUACAGAGACACAAUCUCCUGGGAGACAGCGUUCGCUUCGAUACUCGGCGAUUCACCCGCCGGAUUCGAACGCGACCGAGAGCCGUGUCAGAUUCGCCGUCUCUUGAACUCGACUGAUCGCCGGGUGGGAAACAUCUUCCAAGACCUUCACGACUUUUCCCAGUUGGCGAACUUCCUUGUACAAACCGGUCACAAGAUCGACCCCAACAUGUUCCAGGAUUUGAUGACCUCCAUUCAGUAUCGAUUGCUUUAUCUGGAGCCGACCACGCAGGAUAAAGUGACCGAAAUGCUCCGUCUUGGAAUGACCAGCUACAUCACGACUCUUUUCCUCAAGGUACAGGGGACCAAGAUCCCACUGAGCUUCUUGACUGGCCAGCUUCGAUCUGCUUGCCAGAACAUUGAGGUAUCAGAAUUCCCGAGCACUACUGCUCGACACAUCUUUGCCUGGACCUUGGUUGUUGGCGCCAUAUCCGUUCUGGAAGAGUACGACGAUGUAUGGCUGUUACCAAAACUUGCGUCCCUAAGAGAAUCCCUCGGACCAACGUGGCCGGAGGCAAAAGCAAAGCUGGAACAAGUCAUGUGGAUGGAAUUCAUCCAUAGCCCAGGCGGUGUCAAGGUCUUCGAGAAGCUGGUAUUGCAUGUUGCCAAAGUACCUCCUACUAGCUCUUUGCAAAGAAAAGGGCCAAACAAGCCAGCCUUAUCACCACCUAUGGAAAGGCUUUCCUCGGUCAAGGAUGUCAUAUUUGAGCCACAUGCAACGGAAGCGGCUGUUUACUGA